Molecule: messenger RNA, 954 nt
Organism: Mesocestoides corti
Lineage: Eukaryota; Metazoa; Platyhelminthes; Cestoda; Cyclophyllidea; Mesocestoididae
Source: the annotation of a GenBank genome assembly
AUGCACUGGAUUUCCGAUCAAGAUAUAUCUCGUGACCUCCUUCUUGUUCUUCAUACUGACAGCAAGCUCACUUUGUGGAACGCUCAGACCUGUACCCCUUUAUGGAAAAAAACGUACUCUUCAAACCUCACUUCUGUAUCUUUAGACCCAUUUUCAUCUCAGAACUUAAUUUGUGAGUUUGCAUUUUCAAAUUUACAUCACACUAGUGCAUGUUAUGCCUACUUCCGAUACCAGCAGUAUAGAAAUCUUUAUGUCACAGUGAAUAUUAAGCCCAUUUUUUUAUAUUUUCUGAAGGUUUACUGCUGCCGUCAAGCUGAUGCUCUGGUAUGUUUGCAUCAAAACGGUACUGUAAACAAGGCAACGCCAUCGGCUCCCGUUGAUUUAAAUUAUCGUCUUAUGUGUGAGUCGAAGUCUUUACGGCGGGGCAGAAACUUCCAUGUUGUUGCUAUGGCAGUGGAUCCGAGCACUGAAUUGACUAUCACAGUGAGCCAACCCACGUUUUCUCAAUUCAAUUCAAUUUAUACGUUUUCGCCUUCGUUCAGCCUGAACAUCCAUCGUGCCUGUCUCCUAGCCUCGCACAAGUAUGUCUGCGAGUUGGAGUCUGCCGCCUCCGUCGCCGCUGCUGCUGCUGCUGAAGGCGAUAGUGAGUCGCUUUCCACAGCCAAGAUGAACUACACAAGCUCGGUGAAGCUGUUGGCCGCGAGCCUCAUCUCCAGCAAUCGCCUCUACGAGGGCGUGGAGAUGCUCUGCAUGUUGGGAAUGCACUCGGAGGCCUGUCGGUACCUGGAGGCGUACAACGAAUGGGGCACUGCUGUUUGGUUGGCCAAAGUGCGUGUUUGUGUUCGGCCAUUUUUCUUCCACAGCUCAGUCCUUUCACACAAGCAUCUGCUGUGCAAACACCCUCCUUUCAAAUCUUUCCUUUUAGUGUAUGCUGAGCAGAGAAGAGUGCAAUGA